AUGGCUUGGAACCGCUGUCUUGGCAGUCUUCGUGAAGGUGAUGUAAUCAGCGACCGUGAGCUGAAUGUUCUGAGUUAUCUGAUUGACUCGAAAGAUGCCGAAGAUCGGAAGUUGUAUCCACCUGCUUUUUUAACCGCUGGCAAACUAGAUGAGUCUCUAGAUAUUAUCGUGGACUGUUCGACUGUAUACGAGAAACUUAGCUCGGACAAGAAAAAGAAAGAAAAGACUCUCCAAAAGAUCGAGAAUACCAUGCGUGAUCGUCUCACAAAAGAUGAUUUGCGUGUGGAGUCGAUUUUGGGAUCGUACAAGUUUACAUCACAAGCUGUUCGUUUCUUGUUGGGCGAUGAACAUAGAGAUUUGAACGAAUGCUUUGAGUUUAUGGAAGAGAUGGCUGCCCAGAAAUCGAUUUUGAAGGGGCUGAAUCUUAAAAGUUUACACGAGUGUCGUGCUGCAUGCGCUGAGCUAAUGAAGGCGUUACUUGAGGUACCAAAGACGACGUCCGAUAACAGCAUCAAGUUUCAGCGGGCGCUUUACCGCGUGAUUGAUUGCGUUGAGGCUGUACUAGGCUGCAUGAAGAAAAUCUUAGCUAAGCAGGAAAAUCUGGUGCAGAUCUUGACGAAUACCCCCCUUAAACAAAGCUCGUUUUUCUUUCCGGGUGAUGCGCAGCAGUAUGCUAACAUCCAGCUGCAACGUCUUGUGAACUCGGAGGCAGCAUUGGACAUCGUGUCGCGUGCGUAUCAGUUAUUAACAGUCGAUAACUUUGAUGCUGAGCCACGUUCUGAAGAAGGACGACGUCGCUUACGUUUCUUUGCGAAUUCGCUAUUCAUGGACAUGCCUGAUGCCAAGCCUAUUCGCAAGAUCCGUUCGUUGACAGUAUCCACGCCGUAUUACAGUGAAAUUGUCAUGUAUUCAAUCAAAGAUUUGACGGCUCAGAACGAUGAUAGCAUCAAGCUAUUGUACUAUUUGAAAACAAUUUAUCCUUUCGAAUGGGAAAACUUGUUGGAGCGACUUCAAGCAAAGGAUAUGGAGGAGGCCUUGAAAAAGUAUCCGGAGGAAGUUCAGUCCUGGGCUAGUUAUCGUGGUCAGACUCUGGCUCGUACUGUGCGUGGCAUGAUGUACAACGAAGAUGCAAUACGCUUUUUGCAUUGGCUUGAAAUUUGUGAGAAUGAAGUGAUGCAUCAGUUUGGCUGUCCUUGCAAUAAAUGUAAGCGUUUAGAUGAAAUGGUGGCUUUGAAGUUCAACUAUGUGUGCACGUGUCAAAUUUACGGUAAGCAAAAGGAUGAGCAGCGUCAGCAAGCUGCUGAUCUUGAAUUUCUUCUCCGCAAGCAUCCGAGCUUACGCGUUGCGUAUGUGGAUGGUCCAAAGAAGAUGAAAGAGGGCCCGCCUAAGUUUUUUUCGGUUCUUAUUCGUGCUGAUGGCGCAAACAUUGCUGAGGUUUACCGUGUAGAGCUUCCAGGAAACCCAAUCAUUGGUGAAGGUAAACCUGAGAACCAGAAUCACGCCAUUAUCUUUUCGCGUGGUGAACUACUGCAAUGUAUCGAUAUGAACCAGGAUGGGUAUCUUGAGGAGGCACUUAAGAUGCCCAACCUUUUGUCUACAAAAGACUCGGAGACUGCCAAAUACCCUCUUACAAUCAUUGGAUUCCGUGAGCAUGUCUUCACAGGCGGCGUCUCGAAUCUUGCCAGUUUUAUGUCGAUCCAAGAAUUGUCGUUUGUGUCGUUAGGUCAACGUAUGCUGGCGCUAAAUCAUGUUCGUCAGCAUUACGGUCACCCCGAUAUCUUUGAUAAAUUAUUCGCUAUGGGCUGCGGUGGUACUGCUAAAGCUUCCAAGGGAGUGAAUCUUUCCGAAGAUAUUUUUGCGGGUUUCAAUAGCACGCUACGUGGCGGUCGUAUCUCGCACGAAGAGUUUAUUCAAGUAGGCAAGGGUCGAGACGUUGGUAUGCAGCAACUGGUUUUGUUCGAGGCCAAGCUGUCUUCUGGUGCUGGCGAAUGUGUGAUCUCGCGCGAUGCAAUGCGCAUGGCGUCUCGCUUAGACUUUUUUCGCCUACAUUCUUGGUUUUAUGGUAAUUUGGGUUGGUAUUUCACACAGACAAUGACAGUUGUGGGUGUGUUUUUCUUCAUCUACGGUAAAGUGUACAUGGCUCUCAGCGGCAUGGACAGUUUUUUCCUCGAGAAGGGUGGUCUCGGUAUUGGUGGUACUUUAAACACGUCGUGGGCAAUUCAGUUUGGCUUCUUGCUUGUUGUUCCUGUCGUUGCCGUCGUAGGUGUGGAGCAAGGUUUCCGCCACGGUGUGACGUAUUUACUGUGGAACGUUUUGACGCUUGGUCCACUGUUCUUUACGUUUCAAAUGGGCACUCGUAUGCACUACUUUGACCGCACGUUGAUCCAUGGUGGUGCCAAGUACCGAGCUACAGGUCGUGGAUUUACGAUCAAACACGAAAAGUUCGCAGAGCUGUACCGCUUCUACGCAUUCAGUCACUUUUACCGUGCAGUCGAGCUUAUCUUCUUGCUGAUUCUGUUCCGAAUCUAUGGAACGUUCUCGUGGUGCAAUUGUUCAUGGACUUUGGAUGCUGAGUUUUAUAGCUACUUCAAGCCUUCAGACAAUGACUGGAAAACUCGAUGCUACGCCAAUUACUAUCAGACCUGCGUUGAACCAACUAAUCAAAAUUAUGGUGUGAUGUCGUAUUCGCUGUGGAUCAUUGCAGCGACGUGGCUGUGGGCGCCAUUCUUUUUCAAUCCAAGUGGUUUUGACUGGGACAAGCUAAUUGAGGACUACUCUGAUUGGCAAAAUUGGCUUAAGACAACAAAUGACUCGGCUGGCAGUUGGUCAGGCUGGUGGUCAAAUGAAGUUGAGUACUUGGAGCACUCGAGCAAAAGCUCGCGUAUUGUUUCGAUUAUCCGCAAGAUGCGCUUUUUCUUUGUUGCCUAUGGCAUGUAUCUCCAGCUAGCGUACAAAACGUAUUACGAAGACCGAGACUUGAAAAUUGAGAAGGGAUCGAUGAUUUCAUAUGCGCUUGCUGGUGCCAUGUUUAUUCUGGUCCUUUUGCUGCUAUGUUGUGGCUACAUUGCGAGCCGUAUCAAGAAAAAAAUGACGUUCAAACAAAAAAAACUGCGCAAAAUGAAGUUUAUUUUGUCGUGCUGCGGCCUCCUAGUAGCUUGUGCGAGUCUACUAGUCAUUUCGCUUGUAAACUUGAUGGAGAUUACUGUCAUUAUUUUGAUCGCCGCGUACUGGUUCCUGCAGCUCUGCAUUUACCGCAACCAGACCCAUCACGUCGUUGUGCGUGCAAUGGCGCGAACCUACGAUCGUUGGGUGGGAUGGAUCAUCUUCGGCCCCGUACUCUUCAUUGCUAUGUUCUUGCCGUUCCUUUCAUCUUUCCAGCAGCGUGUUAUGUUUAACAAUGCAUUCACGUCAGGCCUUGAAGUUUCGAAACUCUUUGCGAACGAGGCAGCGUCGUCCACAAGCAAGAUCGUCAAAGUCAAGCGUGUCGCUAAGAAGAAGAAACGAAGCGACUAG
Molecule: messenger RNA, 3513 nt
Organism: Plasmopara halstedii
Lineage: Eukaryota; Oomycota; Peronosporomycetes; Peronosporales; Peronosporaceae
Exons: 1
Coding region: 1-3513 (1170 amino acids)
Biological process (GO): (1->3)-beta-D-glucan biosynthetic process
Cellular component (GO): plasma membrane; 1,3-beta-D-glucan synthase complex
Molecular function (GO): 1,3-beta-D-glucan synthase activity
Source: RefSeq, a predicted model, not a curated record